AUGUUUUAUGAGCAACAACUGCAAUUGUCGAUAACGACGGCCCAUCUCUCACUUCCGCUCCUCGGUUACCGCCAAAAAUCCUUUGAUAAAUUACUAUUUCAUCUUUGGAUUUGGAGUUUCUCGCGAAACUUUCACGUUCCCCCUCGUUUUUCGGGCGCGGUCCGUGGGAGCGAUAAUCCUCGGCUACAGCCGGAGCUCGGCGCAGGGGCCGGACAAUCGCAGGGGGUUUUUAAUUUGGCGGCCGCCCGCUGUGAAUGGAUUAUCAGUGCGGAGUUGCAAUUAGUCAGUCGUGUUGUGGUCGUCGCCGUCGUUUCCCGUAAAACGUUGGAUGAACCCGCCGACGACGCUGCAUUUAGAUUAUUCAAGAACGAUUUUGGAUCAACGUUUGUCGCUCAACGCGCAUCGCUCUCGUUUUUAGCGUUUACCUUAUCCAGUGUUAUCAAGUCUAGAUCAUCAUACAAUACUUUCUAA
Molecule: messenger RNA, 471 nt
Organism: Leptosia nina
Lineage: Eukaryota; Metazoa; Arthropoda; Insecta; Lepidoptera; Pieridae
Source: the annotation of a GenBank genome assembly